AUGGACGAUGUUUCCAUGGCCACAAUCAAAGAGGGCAUGAUUUCCAUUGGUCUGGCCAAGCAGUUUGACAUCUGGAGCUCCCCUUCCUCUAAGCUUCUUGACUAUGAUCUCACUCUCUUGGAGUACGUGUACCAGGUAUCGAAACUGAAGAACGAUCCCGAGUUGAAUGUCAGAAUUUACUAUGGUCUGAAGAAGGAUCACGACGAACAGACUAUCCAGGAUGUGUCGAGGCUCGCCACCAAACACCAAUUCUGUCUGCCCGAUGAAACUCCUCUCUGUGACACGACGGCGUUCGAAGACUACGUCAAUCUCCUAGACGAGACCUGUCCUUACGAGAAUAGUGUACCAUCGAUCAAACUAAGGUUCAAAGACGCCUCAUCAUCUCUCAUUGACGAAGACAAGUCGAAGCUAGCAUUGGCAGCUUCAGGUGGCAAUCAACAGGCCCAGAAAGUCGAGAACUCCAAUAUCUCUCCGUCAUCGUUAGAUGAGAUACAGUGGAGGCGGGUCAUCAAGAACUGUCAAGUCAUGCAUGGCUGGUACAUUGACCGAGCGAAUAACGAAGCCAAGAUGGCACCAAAGCCAGCAUUCCGUCUUCGGCCAGGUCUGAAUCUAGAACUAGAUAGUACGGAAGGAGCCGCUGCCGGAGACGCCAUUCCCAACUACGGCGUGACUGACGGCACCCAAAUUGACGUUGUCACCGCCGAGACCGAUAUUCGUAAUUCACUGGUUCGCAACAAUUUUGAAAAGUCUUCCAUAGACAGCAAGAUGGCCAUUGGCUACGCGGGAAUUGGUGUUAGCGUAGCCGCUACGUCUUCCACUGAGUCCCAGAGUGCGCAGUCGGCGGAGAACAAAUCAUCUACCAAGGAAAAUAUUGGUAAAUACAAGCUUCCCCGGGUCACUCUGUUCCUUAACGCAGAUGACCUCGUUCCGACCAAAGAAUUCAUAGAGAACAUUGAAAAGAUCAAAAAGCAAGCAGACGCAACAGACAUCCGCAAAUUCCACGAAAGAUUCGGAAAAUUCUUCUGUCAUCAGGUGGUUCUUGGGGGAAUGUUGCUUUCGACAAAGACUCUGAUUGGGAAUGAAACGGUUGAGGAGGAAAAGCAGAGAUGUGAUUUCAAGCGGGCCAUCGGAAUGUCAAUAUCCUCGCCAGUGGAAGUUGUCAUUGGGGCAGACUCGAAGAGGGAAAACACCUCAGGUGCCAACCAAAACGCGAACCGUAGCUACAGGGAUAACAGCGACAGUGUUGUAUUCGAGGCUGUAGGCGGGAAUACCAUUCUAGCUUCGAAUCCUGCACAGUGGUGCGCAACCGUUGGAGACCACAACAACUGGAGAGUUAUUGGGAGAGCGGAUAUGAAGCCGAUUCUCGAGUCGUUGGCGGAAUGCGGAGAGCCUCGAUGCGAUGAUGCUGCCAAAGUGUUCGCUGAGGCAUCUCAGGUUCCCGUCACGAAAUUCAUCGACAUCCCAAAGUCUACCAAGAUCAUUGCGCAGUUUCGGUUCAAGAGAAGAUCUACAAACGAGGACAGGACGCACUAUCUUCGUCAUAACAUCCACACCCUCAUUACACCCACAUCGACGACCGAGCGAAGGAAUAUGCCAGAGAAGUAA
Messenger RNA from Colletotrichum phormii, 1605 nucleotides. RefSeq lists its product as uncharacterized. The transcript is spliced from 11 exons. The coding region runs from base 1 to 1605 and encodes 534 amino acids. The record is from RefSeq and is a predicted model, not a curated record. Lineage: Eukaryota; Fungi; Ascomycota; Sordariomycetes; Glomerellales; Glomerellaceae.